Messenger RNA from Salmo salar (Atlantic salmon), 3781 nucleotides. RefSeq names its product interferon-induced protein 44-like. NCBI's taxonomy places the organism in Eukaryota, Metazoa, Chordata, Actinopteri, Salmoniformes, Salmonidae. The record is from RefSeq and is a predicted model, not a curated record. Gene Ontology annotation, biological process: immune response.
AUAGUAGAGCUAGACUGCCCUCCUCUCGAUAGAUUUGUGGAAUUAUCUAGUUAUUCCAUAUCUAACACUGGAAAGUGAAAGUCAAUGAUGCAGCACAUAUGGUGGUUCAUUGCACCAGCAUAUUACACUUUCAAUUGUAGCCUAUAUAAGUGAAGUAGCAAUCAUUGUUUCACAAUUAUAUCAGCAUCUCAGUCUCAGGAGGAACUAGCGCUAUCAAGUCAUGGGUGGUAAGGAAAGCAUGCCACCAAAGACAGAAUUUGACAGCCCAUGGCGGGAUCAAAAUUGGGAUAAACAAGAGAGAGACACCAUGGUGGCUGCACUGAGGAACUUUAAACUGAGCGAUCCUGACAUGGGGCAGCUGAGAUGCCUGCUAUAUGGACCAGUUGGAGCAGGGAAGUCCAGCUUUGUCAACUCAGUCAACAAUGUCUUCCAAGGACGAGUAGCACAUAAUGCCCUGGUAGCUGCUGCCUCUGGCACAAGCUUCACCAAGACAUACAAUACACGCUACAUUAAAGAUGGAGAUAAACGUCUGCCCUUUGCAUUCAAUGAUGUCAUGGGUCUGGAGGCACAAGAAAAAGGGAUGCAACCUGAAGACAUCAUCAAUGCUCUGAAGGGCCAUCUACCAGAGGGUUACAAGUUCAAUCCUUGCUCUGCAUUAACUGAUGAAAGUGCAGAAUACAAUAAGAAGCCCAGGUCAAGUGACAAGGUUCACUGUCUGGUGAGUGUCGUGGCUGCAGACAAAAUCUCUCUCAUGUCAAAUGACGUCAUAGUCAAGAUGAGGAAGGUCAGAGAAAAAGCCAGUGAACUGGGAAUACCUCAAGUUGAUGUCAUGACCAUGCCAGACAAGGCUUGCCCGCUGGUGAAGAUGGACGUGAAGAAGAUGUACACCAGCAAGGCAAUAAAAGAUAAGAUGCUGAUCUGCAGUAAUGAGCUGGGCGUUCCAAUGAACUGCAUCCUGCCUGUGAAGAACUACCAUGAGGAGGGGAUGCUGGAUAACGACAUGGACAUCCUGAUACUGAACGCCAUGACUCAGAUUAUGAACUUUGCCAACGACUACAUCUGGAACCUCCAACAAGGAAAGGAGAACGGGGGAUGCCAUGUCUGCUGCAUUUAAUCCAACCCCUCUGAAUUGUCUGUGCCAGGGGAGCAGUUGUUGCUGGGGGUUAACGGACUUGUUCAAGAGCAGCUCGGGGAUUCAAUCCAGCAACCUUUCAGUUACUGGCCCAAAGUUCCUAUCUGCCAGGCUACCUGCCGCCCCAUGAAUGAAUGGCACACACCUGCAUGAGUGUCACACCACCUAAAUCAAGCGCUCAGAGAUUAGUGAGCCCUGCAGUAUACUCCUAAAUUUAUAUAGCCUAGAUUUAAUUUCAAAGUAGUUAAAGGUUAAUAUAGUCUUUCAAGGUCAAUGCAGUUCUCCUUUUAAUAUGUUCAUAUUGUGGUUGUAUCAUUUCACUUAAUAUAAAAGCCUAAAUAUACUGUUUUAAAGGCACAAUAUGCAGAUGCAUGACAAAAGCUUGAAAGUAUGUGCAUACACUGAAUAUGCAUUAGACUACUUUAAACCAUACCCAACAGCGUACACUUGCAUUAGAUAAGCUAAUAGGACAGGUUCCAAAGUGUGAUGGGAAAUUUCUAUUGGAUUCUUGUAUUGGAAUCCUACAGCAUCUUAUAGGAUGACAUCCCAUAGGAGUCCACUAGGACUGGUUCCAAAAUCUGAUAGAAAAAUCCUAUUGGUCACACUGCAAAUUAACUCCCGUAUUGAAUCACUCCCAUAUUGUUAUUGUGUUGUCAAUACUGUCCUGUCAGGAUCCAAAUAGGCCAGAUCAGGUUUGCAAUGAAUGACUUUAACCAGACCCCCUCUCACCCACAGAGGGGGGGGGAGGAGGGAACCGGUGGGGGUUAACAACUCACACCUUGUUGUAAAUCAAGGACAGAACAUUCAGUUCUCUCUCUCCAAAUUCACCCAAGGAAUAUGCUUGUUUUAUGAAAACUUUUUCCCGCCCGAAAUUCUAACACGUUCAAAAGCGAAAACUGGAUCAAUAUUUCCAACAUAGAACCUGGGGAAUGGUCAGAGGCGAUCUAAAGAACACUAAUGUAGUUUUGGUUGUUAUUUUGUGAUGUCAUAACAAAUGUUAUGAAGGACAUACUGUAACUUGGAAAGUAUACCCUCUACAUGUGUGAAGUUUCCAUCCCAUGCGUUGUGCAUGAAAUAUGAAAACGUUUAGAAAGUGUUGUUGUUUUAAGAUAUCGAUGUGAUUUGAGUAACUAUAAGAGGAAAUUGUUUCUAUAACUGUGCACAGUAAGUAGUCACCACCCCCUUGAGUGAGGUCAGAAAGCGUGUCAGCCUGACAGAACUGCCAUUUUAAACAAACUGUAUAAUAUGAUUGAUAUAGAAUUUUGUUAUCAAUGUUUAUAAACUUCAAUUAAUCUACUCAGUCUGCAACCCAGAAUUUGUAAAGUUCUGGUUUAAAUGAAACAGACAGAAUUUCCAGCUUACAAUAGUCAAAUCAAUGUUUAUUCACGAGGGCACUCUCCAGUUCAUAUAGAAAGACAUCCAUUUUAUACCAUGCUCCUUACUUACGCACACACAUGCACACAAACCUUUAGGAGAGUUAUCUUCUUCUGCAGAGUCCUCAACACUGUAUAUCACUACCCAGCCGCCAGUUCCGUUCCCCCGAGAUUAGGGAAACCUUGAGGGGUACUCCCUGUCCUAUCAUAAAUUCUCAGAGUUCUAGCCAGGUCGGUUCAAACCCAGUUUAAUUGUUCUUGGUGUUUUCUUAAGCACACACACAUUCCUCUCUUUCCCAGUCCAACCUAGUUAGACUUAUGUUUAAUAUUGUAAUUAUUCCUUAUACAUGCUACAUAACCUAUAAUCCCUAAUGGUUAAGUUUCAGGGUAGAAUUAUUUAAUCAUUAUCUUUAAACUUAUACAUUAUUUUAUCAAUGAUGGGUUCAGAAUUAACAUAUCAGACCAGAGAGACAUAGAGCUGCAGCUGCACAUUUAGAGUGGUCUAAACUUUGAAUCUCAACACGAGAAAGUCACCUCCCGGACAAUCACUGGUACGGCUGAUCAGCUGUCCUAAAGUAAAGUAUGUAGAAAGCGAAUUGAAGUGGGACCAUUCUACUACUCUGCUCAAACCACCGAGGUACGCUAUUCUCAUCACCCAACUGGGAACCAUCAACUUGGCUGGCUAUCCUAUCUUCAAAUAAGCAUUUUCCAGAGUGAAUGGAAGGAGAAUAAACUCUGCAGUUCUGUUCAGGACUACACGGCAAGUCACCGGAUACCGGACAACUACAGAAAAGGACAACAGUAGAAGACUUGUGGAACCAUUUUGGAACAAUUGGAGCUUUACAAGCAUGCCGCGAAAAGGCCAAACCCCCUUUCCAAGGCAGCCCGGUUCCGGAGACACACGGCAAACCAAGGAAUUGCACAUUGUGGUGGCUAAUUUCCGCAUUACCAAAUGAGGAGUUACAAAACACACCAGUCCGAGUUAAACUACAUCUUUAAUACUUAAGAUACUUUUGCAAAAGUUCUUGACCCCACCAAUGCAUUCUCUCGAAUGAAUCAUUUAAUGAGGUGCUUACAGAAUGGCUCAGGGAUCUUUUAUAGCAACGAUACAGCCCCUUCAACGUACAUUGACAAACCACAGAUACUUAGUAACAGUUCACAAAGGUUACGUUUUGUAUGACAGAUAUCCAUAAAACACAUCAGACAGUAACUGCUAUGUCAACAGGAUUAAUGGUAUAGCCCAGUAUCUGGUCUCCUUAGAACUGUCCCUCCCUGG